This is a messenger RNA of Trypanosoma grayi, 1527 nucleotides long. RefSeq names its product putative chaperone protein DNAj. The transcript has a single exon. The coding region runs from base 1 to 1527 and encodes 508 amino acids. NCBI's taxonomy places the organism in Eukaryota, Euglenozoa, Kinetoplastea, Trypanosomatida, Trypanosomatidae. The record is from RefSeq and is a predicted model, not a curated record.
AUGCUGCAACUGCGGUCACUCAGCUCCCAAAAGGCCGUACCGCUCGUACAUUUCACCCAGCGGCGUGCAAUGAUGGGUCUAUUCGAGGAGAACGGACCAAAUGGCGCGGGCGACACAAGUGUCGCGGCGUUUGCUCGUUCAAUGGACUACCUGGAGAAGGGCAACACGCGCAUCGACAAGAAAGCGUAUGGUAUUCCCUUUCAUAUAGGCGCGGCGGAAGCCGUAGAUGCGGUGUGUCGUCACCACGGAGUCUCCGUAGAAGUUCAUAAGGCUGAUCGAUAUCUAAUGCCGUUUUGGCUUGCCACAACGGCGGCGAGCGGCAGUUUCCGUGCCGAUGUCCUCCAAAAGGAUCCGGCUUUCCUGACACAGCAGCAGUGCCUUGUGUGGGUGGAGGGGCCGAACUACGAGUUUCACUACCCUUUCGGUGAGCACCAUGUCUUUAAUCAAGUUUCCGCGUCGUACCUUCACCCGCUUUCAAUACUGGAGCGCUGUGUGGCGGGUGUGCACGUUCCCUCAAUGUUGAUAUCUCGCUUUGAAUUACUAAGAGAACUGGAGGCAAUGGAGCAGCCACCUAAAGUUGUGCCUUUCGCGAUGUCAACGGUGACAGCGCUUUCCGUCGUGGACGCCCGCCUGAGCCGUAGCAUGGUCCUUCAUCGUAUCGACCAGGAACUGGUGAAGUUUCAUGGCUCGUUCCUGAAGAGCAACAUCACCCUCACUAGCGUUUAUAAGGAGAGUGUGCGUCUGCGACCCAUCUUCUUGCCAAUGAUGAAGCUUACCGUUACUACAGGAGCUAGCAACACGCCGCUUCCCUCAUUUGUGUGUGGGGCGACAGGGAAAGUAGUUGGACCGGUCCUGCAGGUUACUAAGAGGGCAAAACUGAGCGUGAUGGCGUUUUCUGGUGCUGCUGCGUUGUUGCUCACAGCUCCUGUCAUUGACCCCGGCAUUGCAACUGCGGCCGCGAUCGCCUCGGCGGUGAUGUCACUACAUGUCCGGCGGUAUCUUCUUGUGAUGCGUUUCCUGCGGGAGCAGGCGAGGCAAAUGGCGGAGCUCAAGAUGACGGGCAUGGUGUACUUCGCAUCUGACCAGCAGGGCUACCGCUGGUCGCCAGAAGAUGAGGAGCGCGCAGAAUAUGAGUACCGUGAGGAGCUGCGACAGCGGGCGCGCAAGAAAGAGGCGUUCGAACAGCGGGUGAAGGAAGAGGCAGCACGGGAUGAGGCCCGAAAUGCACGGCACAUCGAUGCCAAAAACAGGCGGCGAACGGACCUGGAAAACGUAGACCCACUUGGGUACUACAAGCUGCUUGGUCUCACUGGAAGGGAGUUCUCUGCAACGGCGAAAGAUAUCGCAAAAGCCUUCCGUGAGGCUGCGCAGCAGCACCAUCCAGAUGUUGCAAAUCCAGGCGACAACAAUGAGACGAAAAACAGGAUGCAGAAAAUCAUCCACGCUUACAAGGUCCUCCGCGAUCCCCGGACAAAGAAGGCGUAUGAUUCGGGCCAGCUGACGGUCAGUGAGGAAGCAUCAGGAUAG